AUGGACGAUGCUGAUCGGCAGCUGCUCCGGCGGUGUCGGCUGAGACUAGUCAGUGAGCUGCAGGUGGCCGAACUCUGGGACUCACUGCUCGGCCGCGGGCUCUUCACGCCUGACAUGAUCGAGGACAUCCAGCGGGCAGGUUCUGGAUCUCGGCGGGAUCAGGCCAGACAGCUGAUCACAGAUCUAGAGACUCGCGGGAGCCAGGCCCUCCCUUUGUUCAUCUCGUGUUUACAGGACACAGGCCAGGAUGUGCUGGCUUCACUCCUGAGCACAAGUUGCGGAGCAGUACAGCGGGACCUGGAAGCCAUCAGACUCCCCGACUAUGAACUCGAACCAUUGCGCCUCAACCCGGGUACUCCAAAAUGGGGAAGAAAUGCUGAUUUGGCAUACGUGAUGGACGCUGACCCUUGUGGCUACUGCCUCAUUAUCAACAAUGUGAACUUCUGCCUCAAGUCGAAUCUCAGCACCCGCACUGGCUCCAAUAUUGACUGUGACAAGUUGCAAAAACGCUUCCGCUUGCUGCAUUUCACGGUGGAGGUGAAGUGUGACCUGUCCGCCAAGGAAAUGCUCCUGGCUUUGAUGGAGCUGGCACAGAGGGACCACGGUGCCCUAGACUGCUGUGUGGUGGUCAUUCUCUCCCAUGGCUGUCAGGCCACUCACCGCCAGUUCCCGGGAGCUGUCUAUGGCACAGAUGGGUGUCCUGUGGCCAUCGAGAGAAUUGUGAACCUCUUCAAUGGGACCGGCUGCCCCAGCCUGGGAGGAAAGCCCAAGCUCUUUUUCAUCCAGGCCUGUGGUGGGGAGCAGAAAGACCGUGGGUUUGCGGUGGCCUCUGCUUCUCUCAAAGACAGCGCAUCUGGCAGUAACACUGAGUCAGAUGCUGCCCCAUUCCAGGAAAGUCCAGGGGAUUCUGACCAGCCGGAUGCCGUGGCUAGUUUGCCCACACCCAGUGACAUCUUUGUGUCUUACUCCACAUUCCCAGGUUUUGUCUCCUGGAGGGACACCAAAAAUGGCUCCUGGUAUGUUGAGACACUGGACCACAUCUUUAAGCAGUGGGCGGCCUCUGAAGAUCUGCAGAUCCUCCUCCUCAGGGUGGCAAAUGCUGUUUCAGAGAAAGGGAUUUACAAACAGAUGCCAGGUUGUUUCAACUUCCUUCGGAAAAGACUUUUCUUUAAAACUUAA
This is a messenger RNA of Chrysochloris asiatica (Cape golden mole), 1179 nucleotides long. It is a transcript of the gene CASP9, whose product is annotated as caspase 9, apoptosis-related cysteine peptidase. NCBI's taxonomy places the organism in Eukaryota, Metazoa, Chordata, Mammalia, Afrosoricida, Chrysochloridae. Gene Ontology annotation, molecular function: cysteine-type endopeptidase activity. Gene Ontology annotation, biological process: proteolysis; regulation of apoptotic process. The coding region runs from base 1 to 1179 and encodes 392 amino acids. The transcript is spliced from 9 exons. The record is from RefSeq and is a predicted model, not a curated record.